GGCCGAGGCGCGGGGCUCUGACGCCUCCUGACGCCACAGCGCGGUCCGGCCCCGUUCCCCCCGGUCUCCCCGGGUCCUCCCGUCCCGUCCUGUCCCGCCCCGUCCCCCCGCAGCCAUGGCGCGGCCCGGGCCCGGCCGCCCGUCGCUGGGGCUGGGGCUGGCGCUGGGCGCCGCGGGGCUGGGGCUGGGGCUCGGCCUCGGCCUCGGCCUGCUCCGGCGGCGCCGCACGGGAGACGGCCGGGAUCCGGAGCGGGAUCCGAAUCGGGAUCGGGAUCAGGACCGGGAUCGGGAUCAGGACCGGGAUCGGGCUCGGCCCGGCGGGCUCGGCCCGGGCUGCGCGGAGGCCGUGGGGCGGCGGAGCCAGGCCCUGUCCAGAAUGCCAGUUCCAGUAGAGGCAGGAGAUGGUGUUGUGUACACACCUCUGCUGACACAGGACGAACAGGUGGAUGUUCUCGACCGCCUGGACUUCAUGUUGAGAAACAUUGCAGAGCUAAGGAAAGAAGUGGAGGAGCUACGAAACAGCCUGCAGCACUUAGCUGGAGAAAUCGUUGGUGAAGUCAGGUGCCAUCUGGAAGAAACGCAGAGAGUGACACGCCGAAGGCGUUUCCCGUUCCAUAGGGAAAGAAGUGAUUCCACGGGGUCCAGUUCAAUUUAUUUCACAGCCAACUCGGGAGCAGCUACCACAGAUGAUGGAGAAAGCGAAGGCGGGUACACCACAGCCAAUGCAGAGUCUGACUAUGACCGGGAGUCAGAGAGGGAGAGUGAAGAAGGGGAGGACGAAGUGAGCUGUGAAACAGUGAGAACAGUGCGUCGGGAUUCCCUGGAUCUUGUCAACGAGGAUGAAACACCUUUAAUCUUAGAUUCCUUGCUGGAGGAAGGACUGGGUCAGCUACUACAGCAGGCUGACCGCUUGCAUAAUGGACAUGAGCAAGAGAAGAGAGAAGGAUUCCAGCUGCUUCUGAAUAAUAAACUGGCGUAUGCGGACCAGAGAGACUUUCUUUGGCGCCUGGCCCGAGCAUAUAGUGAUAUGUACGAAAUCACAGAAGACACAGAUGAGAAGAAAACAUAUGCAUCUGAUGGGAAAGAAGAGCUGGAGAUUGCCUUUCAGAAAUGGGAUGAAAGUGCUGAGUGUCAUCAGUGGUAUGCUAUUCUUUGCGGGCAGUUAGCAGAACAUGAGAGCAUUCAGAAACGCAUUCAAACGGGAUAUGUUUUUAAGGAACACAUCGAUAAAGCGAUUGCACUGAAACCAGAGGAUCCAAAGUCCUACUAUCUUUUGGGCAGGUGGUGUUACCAGGUUUCCCAUCUGGGAUGGCUUGAAAAAAAGACUGCUUCUGCUUUGUUUGAAACCCCUCCUACAGCCACCGUACAGGAUGCACUGCAAAACUUCUUAAGGGUCGAGGAGCUGAGCCCAGGGUUUUCCAAAGCAGUAAGAGUAUACAUUGCCAAGUGUUACAAGGACCUGGGGAACAAUUCUGCAGCUCUUCUCUGGACAAAUCUUGCAUCAGAACUGCCAGCUAAUACAAAAGAGGAUGCAGAAAGUGAAAGAGAACUUGAGGAGAUGCGGUCAAUCUGGGAAGAAUAAGAACAGAAGAGCUUGUUCCGCAUGAUACUGCACAGACAAUUUCCAGUUAAAGGGGUUUCAUGAUCCUGACAAGUUUGAUUGCACUUCAUGGAUAAGCCGCAGGAGUUUACAGGAAUAAACACUCAGCCGUCUCAUCAGCAUUUCCAGGAAAAGAUCUUGGUGGGAUUUAAUGAGAAAAUUUUGUAUGAUUUUCCUACUUACAGCACUACAUAUGCUUGAUUUUAAAAUUCCUAAAAAAAAAAGUCAAAUCCCUAAAAAUAGAUAUGUACAUGUGUGAGUAUAUAGACACACACACGUGUAUAUAUGUGUGUGUGGGUGUGAGAUACCUGAAUUUCAGGUCUGCUUGCUGAUAAACUCUCUCUACCAAUUCUUGGGGAAGUCUUCAGCAGAUACAUUUUUUUUUUUCUCAUUAACUAUUUUCUCAUUUGCUUUGUAAAAUAUUUUAAUUUAAUCAGUUUAAAUAACUGGUUACGUCUUUGUAUCACUGUGCUGCGUGUAUAAAUUUGAGAGCCCUUGUGCUCAGUGGGCAGUGUAGCACUGAUUUUUAUCAACUUGAUGCACUGGAGGCUGUGGGGUGUCCUCACUUCCCGCAGCCUGUUGGUUCAAGUGGACACUGACGCUAUGACUUAAGAAAAGGACCACUACAAAAAAAGGACUUAAAAUAAGUGAGUUGUCAGUCCUUUUGUCCUUGCUUUGAAAAAAACUGACCAUGUCCAAAACACAUUCCUGUUGGUCCUUUCCAACUAUGCCUAAACUACCUAUACUGGAUUUCUGUUGAGGAGAAAUCAGCACCGCUCACUGCAGUGAGUAAAUACCAAGGGACCACGAUGAUGUCCUUCACAAGAAGAACUUACUUCUAACAGGUGCAUUGCUUUCAUCAGAGGAGUGAGUAAUAAGAUUUUAAACUGCUGGACUCUCUCCCACUGACAUCACUCACAUGAGAGUGAAAACUUUGUGUGUCCCUCUAAACUAUGCUGCUGUUGUUUAGAUGUAACAACUUCACAGCUAUUUAAAAGCAUUUAUUUAAUGAUGAAACACUCAUUAUCGGAACAGGAAUAUUCUGUGGCAGAGCUGACACUUUGCUGUCAUGUACCUCUGCCAGUUCUUGGUGACUAUUGCACUGGCACUGAGAAAAUGAAGCUGGCAGCUCAUGUUUUCUCUGACAGCUGCUGAGUACCAGAUGGAGAAGGUGAACUGUGCUGUAUGCUGACAAAAAUGCUGAAGCAAAACCAAUUCCAAAAAUUGCCCAAAGAAUUUAGAAAGGCUUUCUUUGUCCUUUUAAAUUUUAGCUGGCAGCUAACUGGACACUUCUGGUUUUUAAUGUUUGUUACACACUGUCGUGUUGUACAAUGUUUGUGAAGUGCAGAGUAAAAAAAGUGUGAGUAAAUCACUCCUUCAUCACCUUUUUAGUCCCUUGCACAUGUGUAUUAAACAGAUGGUUCUUUUAUUUUGUGAAAAUAAUGUUGAGAGGGAAAUGUACAGUAGGCACGAGCUCACAAACUUCCCAAGUUUAUAGACUUUACACUUCUUACCUAUUUCUAUUUUGGUCCAAAUUAAACUCUCUGAAAUUUUGAGGAUGUGCUCAUCUUAAAAUAUCCAGGCAAGGGUGCAAUUAGCUUUAUUUGCUUGGAGCUGUAUGAACUAGUACUUAUAAAUGGAGAACUGAACUCUAACAAGCCAAAUUUGAGCCCCCUCUUUGCGCAGAGCUCCCCUUGUGAUGGGUGGGUACCUGACCCUUAAUUACAGGACUUUGCUUUGCUUAAUGUAUGUUCUUUUCAUCAAUGUAUGUUCUUCUUUUCAGUUCUUCAGUUCUUCAUGAUGAGGCUGCCUUUUUUAAUUUAUGGGAAUCUGUCUCGUUUUGAGUAUUUCCCAGUGCACUGACCUUAUUUUUUUCCCCUCUAAACACCCAUUCUUAAAUAUUUGCGUGAGCUUGUGAGCUGUUUUCGUUUUGGUUGCUUAAACCAAGCUGGGAAAUACUCAAAAGUGAUGUCUUAAAAAUGAUGAUCUAGCAACUUGCUUCUUUCAUGUAGUUGCUUGUGUUUUUUUUUUGUUUUGUUUUUUGUUUUUUUUGCUGGAGAGAAAAACAACAGCUCUGAAAACAGCCAUGCCAUUAGGUGUGCUCGUAUUGCCUUUCCCUGCCAGCAAGUCCUGGAGUGAUGUUAAUCAGACGUUUAUUAAUUGGCGUGUUGCUUAAACAUUGCUGCCUUCUAGAAGUAAAUGUUUUCAGUGUAUGUAGUAGGAAGAGUGUGAAAAGGAAAUAUUUAUAAUGCCAAAAGUCCAUAGCUUUCCUUAUUUACUUUCAAGCCUUCACCUACUUGUAUUUUGAUGAGUUAAACUGCUAGCAGCAUCUUUUGAAUUAUGUAUUUUCUGGAGAUAGCUUUCACUUUGUUUCCAAAGAUUUAAAUCCUCCCUUUUUUAAAAAGAAUACAUAUAUGUAUAUGUAUAUUUAUUUAUUUUUAAUGUCUGUUUCCAAAAAACAAGCAAUUGUAGGCUUGGGGAAGAAAUGCUGAUUUGUUUUUUCCUUUCAUGCUUCGGAUCCUGCACUGGGUUAGAUUUGAGUAUUUGAUAUGGAUGGAUCUCAUUUAUGUAGGUGAUGGCAUUAGUCCCCUUAGCUUUAAAAAGAGCAUGGAUGAGGAGAGAUAUUAGUUAGUUUUCAGGGUGCCUUACUGGGUGGAAGCACACCUUCAGCCAAGCAGCCUCUGUUGAAGGCCUGCAAGAAAGAGUGCUGUAAAAACAGAGCUUUGGGUUACAGUCAAAACAAAGUUCAGAAACGAAUACCAAAGGCUUGUUUUUCUUGCUGAUAGAAGCUGAAAUAAUUUUCUUCUCGGGGAGAGAAAAUAUUUGGUGUAAUUGUGUAGGGCUCAUUGGGCUGUGACCAGAACCCUUUCUGUCUUUGAGUAAAAAUAACCUGCUUCCUCAGAGGCAAAAGGUGGUAAUUAAAUUAUGUUAAUUCUUCUCAGUUGGUGUUAAUUUUUGGAUGAUUUUACAUGAGUACAACCUUUCAGAUCUCAUUUAUUCUUCUAUUUCGGACCUUCUGUUUAAGCUUUCCAUGCAUUGUUUGCCUGCUUUUGGCUUGAAAAGUUUUGGCUUAAAAACAGGCUCUGGCAUUUUGCUUCCCUCUAUCUUUUGUGUGUGGUCUUGUCCCUUUCUUCUGGGUUCUGAAGUUCAGAGGUCUGUUGUUCUGGUUUUCAUACAGGAAAGAUUUCCUCUGGAGGCACGACUCCUGCUUAAUAGCUGGGGUGGAGUUUAGUGUGUACCAUUAUAUGUUUUUUUUAGUCUGCUACAUCAGCUGGAACCUAAUUUAUGCAUCCAAGGCUAUGAUGAAAGACGACAGAGCUCACAGAUCCUUUCAAGUGCAGAUAAAAGCUGCCUUUUGCUGUUUUCAGUCUGAUCUGCAGGAAGUUAUGACACAGUCAAAUGAACCUUUUUCUUUUUGGUUUUCCCUUUUCCUGGCUUGUUAUGAACGAGAAGAAUGUGACUAAUUAACGUAAUUUAAUUCUAAUAGCAUAACGUGGUUGAUGUGGGGAUAAGACAAGGUCAUGUAACUAAAAUGCUUCCCACUCAGCAAUGCUUGGGGUUUUUUAAAUUCUUUUAGCAAUAGAAUUUACAGUCCUCUGUUAGGCUCAUGCUAUGUUGUAUAUUGGCAAGGAUGGCAGUGAGGGAAGCUGUUCUCCUGUUCGCAAGGGGAAGACACUUCAGUAGCUUUCAGACAACACAGAAAUCGUCACUUUGUCAAUUUUGCACAUGCUUUGCAGACUAAUCCCAGAGCACAAUGUGAAUUUCUUGAUGAUGCCUGCACUGAAUACAUUCUGGGACCACCAGUUGGGUUUGCCUAGUGCAACUUGGGUAGAGAGACUCCAGAUGUUCUUCUAGACUUAUUGCAGGGCAAGUUUCUUGGAGCUAGUCUUGUCUUACCUUGAAAAUAUACCUACCUGUGUUUCAAUUAUGAUACUAAAGAAUAACUGAAGCUAUUUAACUAAUUUAUCCUCACUGUGCUGCUCUGUUGGAAAUAAAGAAUUUAUAAAUCAGGAGGAAACGAUCCUGUGUAAAGUUACCUGUGUUGCUGUCUUGCUUUUUACAUUGUUACUUACAAAGGUGAAGAACCCCAACACCCAGGAGGAAGUCUUCUAUAUAAUAUCACAGUAUCUGUAUGCAUGGUGGGUGUGCCAAAUGCAGCAGGAAAUUAUGGGAGAGUGACAUGUAACAUUAUUGUUUAUAUACUGCUGUUUAUAUAUAAUAUAUAUAAAAUAUUGUGGGUUACACCUGUAGCACAUUUUGUACAUACAGUGACUCCUGCUUACGUUUUUUAAAUGCACCAAAGUAAUGCAGCCACUCGUUGUGGUAAAUGAUGUACUCCAGGUGAAGUUGUUCUUAAAUAAACGUACAUUGUGACAGGG
Molecule: messenger RNA, 5979 nt
Organism: Anas platyrhynchos (mallard)
Lineage: Eukaryota; Metazoa; Chordata; Aves; Anseriformes; Anatidae
Gene: RMDN3
Product: regulator of microtubule dynamics 3
Cellular component (GO): cytoplasm; mitotic spindle pole; spindle microtubule
Molecular function (GO): microtubule binding
Source: RefSeq, a predicted model, not a curated record